CAAAAAAUGCAAAACACGAGCUACAUUUAUAUUAAGACCAAAAAACUGAUACUUUAUCGUAUCACACAAUUAUUUCGCGUAUAAUAUUGUGGAUUUGUUUUUAUUAAAAUGACAAUUAACUGGAAAAAGUAUAUAUUAUGGUUUGCGCAGGAACAUGUGGAUUUCCGUAUGGGGGAAUUCAAGAGUAUAGCAAAACUGUUUGAUCUACGUUUCCAGAUACUAACCGAAAAUACCACAAAUCCAUACUGGGUAGUUGAGUUCCCGAAUGAUGAGUCAGCUUUAAAAUUUGCCUCGCGUUCGAUUGCACUGCGUUGUGUUUUGGAACUCUGGUCUCAUGGAAAUUCAUUAACAGAUUUUCACAAGCAACUACAAUCUUACACAAAAGAGAAUGACAAGGAAAUAAAUAAUUACUUUAAAAAAGAUUGCUCCUUUAAAAUAAUUGUGGAAACUUACAACAAACAUCUUAAACAAGCGGAAAAAAUUCAAAAAAUAGAAUCACUUGAUUAUUUGCCAAUAGAAGGAAAUGUGGAUUUAAAAACACCACAGGUUGAGUGGUGGUAUAUAGAAUUUUGGGGUCUCGAUCCUACCAAUGUGCCUGAAAAACCUGAUGAUGUGCUGUUUGGACGUUUGAUAUCGAACGGUCAACGACAUCUAAUUAAAGAACUUUCUUUAAAGAACAGAAAAUUUAUAGGAAAUACAAGUAUGGAUGCGCAGCUUAGUUUAUUAAUGGCAAACCAGGCACUGGUAAGAGAUGGUGAUCUCGUUUUAGACCCAUUUGUUGGUACAGGUUCACUGCUAGUGAGUUCCGCAAAAUUUGGAGGCUAUGUACUUGGAGCUGACAUUGAUUUUAUGAUGCUUCACGCACGUAAUCGUCCAAGUCGGAUAACGCAAAAAAAACGUGAAAAAGACGAGAGCAUUCGUGAGAACCUUAAACAAUACGGCUGUGCAGAACGCUACUUAGAUGUUGUGGUAGCAGAUUUUUCUAAUCCACUUUGGAAUAAACGAGUAAAAUUCGAUUGCAUCAUAACAGAUCCUCCUUAUGGUAUAAGAGAAGCGACAGAAAAAGUGGAAAUGAAGCAAUCAAAUAAAUCAAAUGUGCGAACUGCUGAUAUGCCACAUUAUCCUUCGACAUCACAUUAUUGUUUGCAACAGCUAUACGCUGAUUUACUUUCAUUCGCAGCUAACUAUUUAAAAAUUGGCGGCAGAUUAGUGUGUUGGUUGCCAUUUCAUCGCGAGGAUUACACUGAAGAAAUUGUGCCACGCCAUAUAAAUCUGAAAUUAAUGGGAAACAGUGAGCAAUUACUAUGCGGACAAACGUCAAGAAGACUUCUUACCUAUGAAAAACAUUCUGAUCCUGAAUUACAUGAUAGCAACACACAAAGUGGCGAUUUCAUUGUAACAGAAUUUAGGCCUAGGUAUUUUGAUAACGUUACGGAAUCUCGUACGGAACGACGUUUGCGAAAAUCGGAGCUGAGAGAACAAGGACGUAUUGAAGCAAUGAAACGCGGAAAAAAUUUACCAGAUUCACGAGAGUUGAAAAUUUCUCUUAAUAAAGCCAGAUUUAAAUAAUAUAAA
Molecule: messenger RNA, 1575 nt
Organism: Teleopsis dalmanni
Lineage: Eukaryota; Metazoa; Arthropoda; Insecta; Diptera; Diopsidae
Product: tRNA (guanine(10)-N2)-methyltransferase homolog
Exons: 7
Coding region: 109-1569 (486 amino acids)
Biological process (GO): methylation
Cellular component (GO): cytoplasm
Molecular function (GO): nucleic acid binding
Source: RefSeq, a predicted model, not a curated record